Molecule: messenger RNA, 1590 nt
Organism: Alternaria incomplexa
Lineage: Eukaryota; Fungi; Ascomycota; Dothideomycetes; Pleosporales; Pleosporaceae
Exons: 3
Coding region: 1-1590 (529 amino acids)
Biological process (GO): cardiolipin acyl-chain remodeling
Cellular component (GO): mitochondrial inner membrane
Molecular function (GO): A2-type glycerophospholipase activity
Source: RefSeq, a predicted model, not a curated record
AUGGCCGGGCAAGACAGCGAAGAGGGGAGGCAGGGAGGUCAGCAGGCUAUGCUGGCGAGCCAACGCGCGAAAGAGCAGGGAGAGGCGCAGGGGAGGUUUUCUAAAUGGUUUCCUCUGUCAGCAAAAGCGGGAUUUGACCAGUGGUGGGCAGGCCUAUCCCCCAUGGCAACAGAGCACCGCGUCCUCUCUUACAUCCCACAUCUCCAGAGUCCACCCACACAUACCCAAACGGGCACCGCUCCUGCCUCGGCCGUCCCAUCCACAACAGACCUCGAUGCGCCACCGAAGCACCCCGAAGACCACACCACAACGAAUGCCACCGACGACCCAUACGGACCACGGAGAUGGAACUCACAAAUGGUGGAAUUGAGUGGCAGGGACCGCGCGCUGAACGAAUUCUCCGUGGAGCGAUUGGGCGAGGACGUGGAGAACAACCUGGUCAUGUUGCAUGGCUACGGUGCCGGAUUGGGCUUUUUCUACCGCAACUUCGAGUCGUUAUCCCGCGCUGAAGGCUGGAAAGUCUUUGCGCUGGACCUGCUCGGCAUGGGCCGGAGCAGUCGACCGGCCUUCAAGAUCCAUGCCAAGGACAAGGAGGGAAAGAUCGCAGAGACCGAGUCCUGGUUUGUAGAUGCGCUCGAGGAGUGGCGGAUAAAGAGGGGGUUAGAUCGCUUCACGUUGCUGGGACACAGCUUAGGAGGAUAUCUAGCUGUUGCCUAUGCACUGAAGUAUCCGGGUCAUCUUAACAAGUUGAUACUUGCGUCUCCGGUCGGUAUCCCUGAAGACCCGUACGCGGUUGAUGAGGAGAUGCCUGAUCCGCAAGAUUCGACUAUGGCGAACGAGUUCACUCAGGAUGCGGCCGACACGAACCGGAACGGCGUACAGCCAUCGACAGCGGAUAACAACAACUUCAUGAAUCAGCGAAGCAAGAAUGAGGGCACUGCGAAAGAGCCCAAACAGCCACCGAAAAGACGAUUGCCCUGGUGGCUUUAUUCUCUCUGGGAGGCCAACAUGGUCUCGCCCUUUACCUUUGUACGUUGGUCGGGACCCCUCGGCCCGCGUCUAGUAUCAGGCUGGACGUCACGCCGCUUCUCACAACUUCCGGAAGAGGAGGCUCAAGCUCUGCAUGACUACAGCUAUGCUCUGUUUCGCCAACGGGGUAGUUCUGAGUAUGCGCUGUCGUACCUGCUUGCUCCCGGUGCAUUCGCCCGAAGUCCGAUGAUUCGAAGAAUUCAAGGCGUUGGUCGACAAUACCUACAAGCGCAUGACAAGCCCACAGUGGACGGUGACACCGCCGCCAAUCCUACCGCACAGCGCGAGACGAGUUUUCCAGUCGUCUUCAUGUACGGUGAAAAUGACUGGAUGGACGUCGCUGGUGGGUUUGCUGCCGCAGAGAAGAUGAAGCAGGAGCGGGAGCGGAUACUAGUGAAGGCAUCUGCAGACGAGAAGAAUGAUCAUGGUGUAGGCAAAGUCGUCAUCAUCAACAAGGCUGGCCACCAUGUGUACUUGGAUGGAUGGGAGCAGUUCAACCGCGUCAUGUUGGAAGAAAUGAAUGAAGUUCGACAGAGAGAACAGGCAAAGAGGCGCGCAUAG